UACAAACCACGCGUAGCGACCCGUAGCAAUUCGUAGCAACCUCGUAGCAUGCGUCUGAAAAUUGUAUUCUAACCAUAUUUCGAGCAACUCGGUUACGUCAUCAGUUUUCAGGCCGCGAUCAUUAGUUAUUAGGGUAAUUUAAUAAACACCCACCGAAGUUUUGUCUCUUUGUCUAGGAUUAUAUAAGCCCCGCCUCCGCCUGCCUUAAUUUUCGAAAGCUCCACCCCAGCGCCGGGGGAUGAAGGACACACUCGCUCAGACCCCAGUUUUGUCAACACGUUAUAAACGUUAAAUUAAUAACAAUAAGGUGAAUUUUGUUUUGCCACGAUAUUUUCGUCACCAGACUCACACCAAUAUGGACGCGAGUAAGUGACCACCCCUUGUGGUAUAAAAUUAUUAUAAGCGGUCCACGCAGAUUCAGUUGAGAUUCGAUAUCGGGCGAGAUAUAAUUGUGGGAGAACCCUACUUAGUGUUUGUGAAAUGUCUGCUACUAGGACCCAGCUCGCCGACUCUUCGACUUCACCACCGCUGAGUGAUUCCCGUCGACUGGAUUACAUGGGUCUGAAGUUCGCGUAUGGGGACGGUUCUGAUGAUGAGGGGUCCUCGCUGACUGCGGAACUGCCGUCGUGUGUGUAUGCUGCAGCCAGGAGCCGGCUUCAGCUGCCUCUAGCUGCUUACGUGCAUCAGCACUCGAGGCAGUUGCACUCAGAUGUGUUGUUGGACACGUCAACGGAGCCCGAGUACCAGUGCGGGGGCUCGCCGUACCGCGUGCAGCGCGCCGCCGCUAACGUCCGCGAGCGCCGACGGAUGCUGAGGUCCGGACCCAAUGGCAGUAUAAACUCGGCGUUCGAUGAACUGCGCGUGCACGUGCCGACGUUCCCGUACGAGAAGCGGCUCAGCAAGAUUGACACGCUCCGACUGGCCAUCGCAUACAUUGCGCUGCUUAGAGAGGUGUUGGAAGCUGAUUAUGACCCUCUGACGUACGUGGAAAAGUGUCUCCGGGGUGAGAUAAAAGCUGACCGAGCUCAUUGGAAUACAAGCGAUCUGACUGCGAGGCUAUCGUGGAUCAACUGGGAGAAUCUCGGAGUGAAUCCUCAGCGACGCAGCGUACUCACAUCACUUGCACUCAGUUCAGAUAAUCUACAGUACGGACAUAACUAAAUUAUUGUUUUGUUCCGAGUCGCUUGAAAAGAAACGAUUUAAUACUUCAUCUAAUAAUAUUAAUAAGGUAGUGUUUUGUGGCAUCGCGAUGUCCUGCCAUUGAUUUCUCGCUAGAUUACAGAACCUGGUUCUGAGAAGACACAAACAUUUGUUUAGUACGAAUAAGAUAACAAGCUAAUGCCACUGCCUACAAUUUAUUGGGAUUUUUCUAGAGGACCGUAAGAAGAGAAUAAUUCUGUCAGGGUGCGUAUUUACCUAUAGGCUUAGUUUGCCGGGAAUGAACAAAUCUGCAGGUUCACUGUACCUAAUUUCUUCUUUCUAUAGCAUUGUUCUGUAGCGUUUAGUUUUCACAUUUUCUCUCUUUAUCUCAAGCAUUUUCACAAAAGCAAAUCAGGCUAUUAGUUGAGUGUUAAGUGUUCACAAAGAUUCACGAUGAAGGUACGCAGACACCAUCGUGUGUCAGCGUCGACAAUAGCGCUUGAACGCCUUCAAGUUUGCCCUCAAAGUCAAUCUGUACUGUUUUAUAGAAAUACCCAAACUGACCUACUUUAUAAAAUCUAUAUGAAGUUGUUUUUGUAGCAGGUUUAUGGGUAGAAGUAGGUACUACUAAUGUUAGUUCUAACGAUUGCUGAUUUAACUUUAAGAACUUCUACCUUAUAUGCAGGCCAUUGCAGGCUUAGGGUUUUGGUUAAUAUCUAUGUGUACCGAUGCCUAUGUAUAAUUAUGUAUAUGGUCGAGAAUAGUGUUUUUUCACACCUUUUGGUUGCCGGUUACGGCGUACGAGAGCCGAGGGCUAUAGCCAUGUGAAACUAACGUCGUGGUAUGACGGCAACCGAAGUGAGUGAAAAGGCUUUCAGUGCAGUUUUCAGAUUUCCUACCUAUUUGAUACUAGUUUCAAAUUAUAUGUAUAGUAUAGUCUACAUAAAGGUAAUGAGUUAUGUCCCAAACCACAGUGACAACUUUAAAUAUUACGUAAUGUUACUAGAACGCAUAGGUAUAUUUUCGUAAGGAUAGCUGAAAGCUUAGUACGAAUUUGUUUCACGUUUAACGAGAUCGAAACGAGAGCGCGUCAGCAAACUUAUACUAAGGGUAAUGAUUGGUUGGUUCAUUCGCGCCGUCCAAUCGGAGCGCGGAACACGCUCUCGCUUCGAUUUCUAUAAACUUAAAGCAAACUCGUACUAAGGGUACUGUUGAAAUUAGAAUAGAAUCAGUUUAGGAUUCAGUUGUUUCUAUUCCACAUGUUUAUCUAAUAAUAUUCUGCUAUUAAUUGUUAAUGCUAGUUGGGUAGGUAGGUACUGCUUUCCGAAAUGGUUGCUGAACAUUUAAAUAUUUGGAAUAUAACUCAAACUCUAAGUAACUCAGUAUUAAUUGGCUUGAUAAUAUUGUUUGGGAGCACGGAAUGAGAUCGCACCAAAAUUAGUUAUCAUUUUCAUAUUGUGUUAUACCUAUCCAUUGUUAAUAAUUAUAAAAAGCAAAAAUUUAGAAUUUAUUAGCUGUGCAAUAUCUAGUGCUAAGUUAUACACUUGUAAUUUUAACUAUUAUUGAAAUAAAAUUUAGCAAUAUAUUGGA
This is a messenger RNA of Spodoptera frugiperda (fall armyworm), 2730 nucleotides long. It is a transcript of the gene Fer2, whose product is annotated as T-cell acute lymphocytic leukemia protein 1 homolog. Gene Ontology annotation, biological process: developmental process; regulation of transcription by RNA polymerase II. The record is from RefSeq and is a predicted model, not a curated record. The coding region runs from base 481 to 1161 and encodes 226 amino acids. The transcript is spliced from 6 exons. Gene Ontology annotation, molecular function: protein dimerization activity; RNA polymerase II transcription regulatory region sequence-specific DNA binding; DNA-binding transcription factor activity, RNA polymerase II-specific. Lineage: Eukaryota; Metazoa; Arthropoda; Insecta; Lepidoptera; Noctuidae.